UUCUCACAAUACUCUAAACAUCUUCAGUCUCAAAUCAAAGUACAAUCUUAAAAUUUGUCUUAACUAAUUAACGUCCAAAAAAUGGCAAUUAAGCUAAUUGCACUAGUAAUCACAUUAUGUGUAGCAUCAUGGGAUGCUACAGAAGGAAGAGCUUUAAGAUUUUCUACGACACCUCUAAAUCGUUAUAGCUUUCCUCCUCAUUUCAAUUUUGGAGUUGCUUCUUCUGCUUAUCAGUAUGAAGGUGCAGUAGAAGAAGGAGGGAGGAGUCCAAGCAUAUGGGACAAUUUCACACAUGCAUUUCCAGAAAGGACAAGCAUGGACAAUGGAGAUGUUGCUGUAGACUUUUAUCACCGUUAUAAGGAUGACAUCAAACUAAUAAAGGAAAUGAAUAUGGAUAGUUUCAGAUUUUCCCUGUCAUGGUCAAGAAUACUACCAAGUGGAAAACUAAGUGAUGGGGUCAAUAAAGAAGGUGUUCAAUUCUACAAGAAUCUUAUUGAUGAACUUAUCGAGAACGGUAUAAAACCUUUUGUAACAAUUUAUCAUUGGGAUAUCCCUCAAGCUCUUGAUGAUGAGUAUGGUAGCUUUUUAAGCCCUCGAAUCAUAGAUGAUUUUCAAAACUACGCCAGAUUUUGUUUCCAAGAGUUUGGAGACAAGGUCAGUAUGUGGACAACGUUCAACGAGCCAUAUGUUUAUAGUGUUUCGGGUUAUGACGCGGGCAAUAAAGCAAUUGGUCGAUGUUCAAAAUGGGUAAACAGUUUGUGUAUAGCUGGUGAUUCGGGCACGGAGCCUUAUUUAGUCUCUCACCACCUUCUUCUUGCUCACGCUGCUGCCGUUGAAGAGUUCAGGAAAUGUGACAAGAUCUCACAAGAUGCUAAGAUAGGCAUAGUGUUGUCGCCUUAUUGGUUUGAGCCUUAUGACAUUGAUUCUGAAUCUGAUAAAGAAGCAGUUGAACGAGCUCUUGUUUUCAAUAUUGGUUGGCAUCUCAGCCCUUUAGUCUUUGGAGACUACCCUGAGACGAUUAAGACAAUAGCUGGAAAUAGAUUGCCUUCUUUCACUAAAGAUCAAUCUAUGAUGGUAAAAAAUUCAUUUGAUUUUAUCGGAAUAAAUUACUACACGGCACGGUUUGUCGCUCACGAUCUUCACGUCGAUCUUUCCCGGCCUCGCUUCACAACCGACCAACAUCUUCAAUACAGAUGUUUCGACGACUACGAAGAUGGAACAGUGACACGUGAAGAGAUAAUAGAAGACACGAAGAGAAUAGAGUACCACCAAAAACAUCUUCAACAACUCCAGAAAGCGAUCAUUGAGGAUGGGUGUGACGUGAAAGGCUACUUCACAUGGUCAUUGUUAGAUAAUUUUGAAUGGGAACAUGGAUAUGCAGUGAGAUUUGGUCUAUACUACGUUGACUAUUCAGAUGGUCUAAAACGGCAUGCUAAAAACUCAGCCAAGUGGUUCAAACAUUUUCUUGAGAGAUCCGGAAAACCAAUGCCGAUGGAUCUGUUGAAAAGUGUCAAGAAUUGGUGGUCUGCAUUACAAAUGAUUUAAGCUCAUUUGGUGGAGAAAUUAAAUUCAAUUAUGAGAA
Arabidopsis arenosa is the source of this 1582-nucleotide messenger RNA. NCBI's taxonomy places the organism in Eukaryota, Viridiplantae, Streptophyta, Magnoliopsida, Brassicales, Brassicaceae. The record is from the annotation of a GenBank genome assembly.